Messenger RNA from Rubroshorea leprosula, 742 nucleotides. Lineage: Eukaryota; Viridiplantae; Streptophyta; Magnoliopsida; Malvales; Dipterocarpaceae. The record is from the annotation of a GenBank genome assembly.
CCAUCAUCAUCAUACCUUGAUUUUAUGUCUAGAAAAUGAAAUCUGGUAACAGCUCGAGGUGAAAUUCCUGCCCUUCUUUCCAUGCCAACGAGUAAAAGGUAGCUUUUAACAAACGCAAAAUUCCCCUCAAUCACGUAAAGAAUCCAAUGCCUUGACACAUCACCACUGUAUUUAUGUGCUCUAAUUUCCGGUUUCCCCCCAACAUUCAAGACCUUGCCUUUGGUGAAGACCUUCAUUUGCUGCAAAUCCAUGGCCAAUGUAGUGGAGCUGAAAGUGAAUUUGCACUGCGAGGAAUGUAUAAGGAAAGUCCUGAAAGCCAUCAAGAAGAUAGAAGAUAUCGAAACAUACAACGUAGAUACUCAGCUGAGCAAGGUUACAGUCACCGGAAAUGUCACAACAGAGGAAGUCAUCAGAGCACUUCAAAAGAUCCGAAAGACGGCAAGCCCUUGGGAGGGAGAUGAAAACGUGCCCUUAAAUUAACUUCAAAAAUACUCGCUGCAAACUCCAAGGAACCAUUACAAACAGCUACCAUUUCGUUGGCCGGACAGGAGAUAGAUUCACCGAGAACAGAGGAUGUAUCUAUGAUUCUUCUGCUUCACUACCUCGUAAAACACCUAGUAUUUGUAUAAUUGUAUUUCAAGUUUUUUACCCUUUUUGCACUUCCUUUCAAUGUGUGAUUAGAUUAAUCCACCAUGAUGUUGUAUCUCUGCUUCUUCUGCUUCACUACCUUAUGGAACACCUA